Emiliania huxleyi CCMP1516 is the source of this 672-nucleotide messenger RNA. RefSeq lists its product as hypothetical. The record is from RefSeq and is a predicted model, not a curated record. The transcript is spliced from 3 exons. Bases 1 to 672 code for a protein of 223 amino acids. Lineage: Eukaryota; Haptophyta; Isochrysidales; Noelaerhabdaceae. Gene Ontology annotation, molecular function: protein binding.
AUGCCACGGGCGAUGCAGCCUCUCAGGGUGGAGCCACCAGCGGAGUGGAACACGCCUUGCCACGUGCAGCCGCUGGAGUCGACCAACACCAACGUCGCAGCGCGUGAGGCGAUGUCUCGUCUCGCGCGGCGUCCUUUGGUUGGUGCGCCGACCUCGCCUCACAAGGCGGAGAGGGCCGCGUGCCGGAGAGCGGGUCGGGCUUCCAACGCGGGCGUGCACGCGUACAACCGCGGUGUCCUCUACGAAAACAUGGGCGCGCACGACGACGCGCUCGCUUGCUACAGAGAAUGCCUCCGCAUUGCCCUAGAAAGCAACGAUGCGACCUCCGAGGCGCUGGCUUGCAACGCGAUCGGAGUCAGCCUGCAGACACGGGCGGUUGCGGGUCUAUCGGCGGCAUCGCACGAUGCAGGAGAGCUAGAGGGCACCGCGACGCAGCUUACGGAAGAGGACGAGUCGCUGUUGCGCGAGGCGCUGUCGUAUCAUGAGCAGCACGCGCAGGCGCUGGCGCGGGAGGCGUUUGAGCACGCGAUGCGCGAGGCGGAGCUGAGCGGCGACCAGCGCGUGCGCGAGCUCGCGCGUUGCUCUGUCGGGAUCGCCGAGGGAAGCCUUCGGUUCGAGGGGAUGCUCGCCGCGGCGGCGGAGGGCGCGGGGCGCGAGGGUGAUGUGGCGUGA